GACAUAUUGGCAAUGGCGAUGGCGAUGGCGUCCGAGGAAAGCCGACUCCGCCAAAUGUGUCGUGUGGCGUUCUUUUCGCAAAAGUGCAAGGUGUUUUAACAAAUUUGUGACCUUUGUGUUGUUAUUGGAGCCCGAGGUCGUACCUUUCUCCAGGAAUGUAAACGGAAUAAAAAUGUCUCGUCGGAGAUCAAGUAUUGCUAGUUGCCAGCAGGCAACUGCCGGUAAGGUUUGUUUAUUCUGUGGACUAACCGAAGAUAAUGAACUCGAAUAUGGAAAGUUGUACGAGCUCGGACCAAUAGUCACACAUUAUUACUGCCUACUGUUGUCCUCGAUGAUGGAACAAAGAGGUCGCGAUGAACAGGGAAUUUUAGGUUUUAUGUCAGCAGACAUUCAAAAAGAAUUGCGAAGAGGAAAGCGACUAGCUUGCUUUCAUUGCAAAAAAGUCGGUGCCACCUUAGGAUGCUGUAACUCAAAAUGCAAACGCAUCUUUCAUCUUCCCUGUGGAUUGAGAAAUGGAUCGUUGCAUCAAUUCUACGGAGAAUUUAGAUCUUAUUGUAUCAAUCACAGACCGAAACAAUUAAUCGACUCUCGAGUCGUAGAGGAAGUUCAAAACGCAGAAAGUACUUUGUGUUAUAUUUGCUAUGACAAUGUUAAUUACCUGGACAUUUUGAAAACGCUAUGGGCACCUUGUUGUAAGAAAAAUGCUUUUUUCCACCGAAAAUGUGUUCAGCAACUGGCGAAUAGCUCGGGAUAUUUUUUCAAAUGUCCUCUUUGCAACAACAAGAAAGAAUUCCAAGAAGCGAUGCUGGAGCAUGGCAUUUUCAUCCCUUUACAGGAUGCGUCUUGGGAAUUGGUGCCAAACGCUUACCAGGAGUUGCUGUACAGGCAUAAUCAGUGCGAUGCAGAGACGUGCGUCUGUCCUAAGGGAAGGUCACACGCAAGCAGCAAUGCGGGGCCCGCAAACAAGUGGGAAUUGGUUCUCUGCCGAAUGUGUGGAUCUCAAGGAAUUCAUAGGCAUUGUGGCCAUCUCAAAUGGGCUAAUUCUGCGUGGGAAUGCUCCGAAUGCCAAUCAAUUUUAGAUAAAUCCCCAAUUGUAAAUAGACAAAUUCGAGAGGCAACAGCAGCAGGAGAAGCCGAAAACAGAGAUCCACGCUCUGGGGACCUAGAGAGCGACAGUGAGCUUUCCGUCGGACAAGACUCGAACCAACAGACUGAAAACACAAACGAUAAUCCCGACUCCGAAAAUCUCCCGACAGUAAAAGUUAGACCCGGUCCUCUUUCAUACAAAAUGAAAGAAGUAAUGAAAGUUGCCCAGAGUCGACAGAUGACGAAAGACUCUUCGAGUAGUCUCGAGGGGACAAAUUCGUUGACCAGCUUGACGGAAAGUGAAAAUGGCGAUAAUAAAAACAUUGUUGUCGACGAUCCAAAUACCGUGAUUUUACUUGACAGUGACGAGGAGCCCGAAGAUAUCGAGAUAAUUAGCGAAAAACUGAACCCCAAGGUCCUGACAACCAACGACGGUAGAAAAAUUGAAAUAUUUGACAUGAAGCGACACGCCGAGCAACAAGCCAAGGUGAACAACAUUGGGAAUGAGAGUAGUAGUGCAGAAUCUGCCGCAAGACUGAGUUCAGAUUCUGCUGAAAGACUGAGUGCAGAUUCUGCCAAUGUCGCCAAUUCCUCGCCGCAAAAAGAUUCAAAGCCGACGAUUACGAGCAUCCAGACAAUGAAGAAUGCGUCGUCGUCGUCGUCGUCUCCGCAUAAAAUUUCGGGCGACAAGUCUUUACAAUCGAGAGCAAAUGCAGAUACGGGUGAUUCGACGAUUUUAAGCAGAAUGCUUGCGAGUCCAAAUCAGCUGAAUUUCUUAAAUCAGGCGAUUGCGAAUCCGAAAUUUGUUAGUCCGCAUGCUUUGCCACAUGAGUCUAUCAGUCCGGGAACAACUUCACAAAAUCCGAGAGAAAUACGUCCGAAAAGUCUGUUAGAGGAUAAUCCGAGGAUUCAGAAUUCGGCAAGUACUCUCCAAAAUCCGAGAGGUGCAAAUCCGAAUUCACAGAUUUCAAAUUUAAAGUUUAUUACCAAUACGAGAAUACUCAAUCCGCCAAUUGCGAGUCCACAAUUCAGGCCGAAUUUACUUCAACGGCAGACAAAUCCAAUUCUGACCCCUCCAAGACAAUUGAAUCCCCAGACGUUUAAUGAACGAUUGAUGCAAGUCUGGAACCAAAGAAAUACAACUCCAGAGAAUAAUGUGCCAAGUCCUGUGAAAUCAUAUCCCACACCCUCGCCUUCGAAACAAGAAAACACAAGUCCAACGAAAAAUGUGGCUGGAUUUGUAAAUCCGGAAGUGAAAACGGCUCGAGCCCUGCCCUCGAAUGCGCCACAAUUUAUUCAGCCGAAAGUUCUCGAGGAAGAGUCGAGUGGCAUACAAAUCUCAUCGAUAUGUUCCCUGGAUCUGCAGACUUUCGAGAAUUGGGAAACUGAGACAACGAUGGUGACGCCGAAGAAGGAGGAGACUGGGGACUUUCAGUUUAAGAGGAAAGCCGAGACGCCAGGACCCUCGCAGUAUUUUGAGAGGCAGCCUGUCGAUCCGAAGAGGACGAGAAUUUCAGAUCCGGGGAGUUUUACGAGUGUGGGAAAUGAAAUUAAGACGGAAGUGAAGAUCCAGGGUGGUGAGAUUAAGUAUCAGAGUGGAGGGAAGGAUUUGAAUUUUAGGAGUAUAUAUUCGAGGGAGUUUGUGGAGAAUAAGGAUGGCGAAAAGAAGGGACGGUAUAUGCUUUUAAAGAGAAAUUUGGUGGCGGAGGCAUUGGCGAAAGCGAAUAUUACGCAGAGUGAUAUGGUGAAUGCGGGUAUGACUGCGGCAAGUAAUCAACCUUCGACGAGCAGUGUUAAUAUAACGUCGAAUAACUACAUUGCUCUGCCGCAGAGCAAUAUGACGUUUUAUAUGGGGAAUGGAGAGUCGCAGGAGGUUGUUAACAUUGCUGGGAAGAAGGAAGGUGGUUGUAUCUCUUGGGAUUCUAACAGUGUCACGGGGAUGCAGGCACCAGUCCUGCUUCAAUUUUCCCCGGACAUGGUAUUUCACCAAUCGCCGAUUCCGCCAACAAAGUCGGAGUUCGAGCAGAAGAUCAAAGCACCACGAAAGCAGAUUCUCAAAUCGGAAGCGACUCAUUCGAAGACUCCAAAUUCAGCGUCUUAUGCGGCUCAAUCUCAGAAGGCUGCCAUGAGCUCUCAGAAACCUCAAGCUCCUGUGAUUCAGCUGGAUUGAUUCCGGACAACGUAUCCUUAAGUGACGUGAAGUUCAGAGUCUGUGGAUCAGACAUAGUUCAAGUGAUUUUAUACGACAAAUACAGAAUCGACAUCAAGAUGGACAACACUGGAUCGAGAAGCUCCCGGGACUCAGAUU
Molecule: messenger RNA, 3394 nt
Organism: Belonocnema kinseyi
Lineage: Eukaryota; Metazoa; Arthropoda; Insecta; Hymenoptera; Cynipidae
Exons: 16
Coding region: 173-3256 (1027 amino acids)
Cellular component (GO): nucleus
Source: RefSeq, a predicted model, not a curated record